AUGGAUGAGAAUUGGUAUAUUGCAAAGGACAAAUAUGGGUAAGCAGUGAAAUUGGUUACUCUAAUCAUUGCAAGAGAAGCGUAAAGUUCAGACUUCUUGUUCUGCGCGCUUUUUACGAAUUUUACAAAACUAAUAUAUUUGAAUUAAUAUUUGUAAUAAAUGGACCGUGUAAGUGUUCUAACUAAACAACCUGUUCCCAGGCACAAAUUCAAAUUUUCUGUUCUAAAAAUAAAUUAGUAUAUGCACAUCGUGAUCACGAAACAAAAAUGAACAUGUUUUGAGAUUGGCCUGCUUAACAAAGUAAUCAGUGCUUGGGACUCGAUCGUUUAUUUGACUUUUCUCUUUAGUUUCAUUGUGCUCCAUUGUUUUAAUCGACCAAUCAUGAAACAUGUUCAUGUAUUAGGUUGUUGGCGACCUUUGUGAGCCGGAGAACCAUGGCAUAACCGGUCAAACGAACAUCAUGUGUUUUCAAAAGGAUCAUGUUUUAAAUUAAUGCUUAUUAGAACAUUUAUCUCAAAACGAUCGAAAUUUAAAGAACUAUACAUUGUACUUUUAUAGCGAGAAAGGUAUUAUUCCAGCAAAUUAUGUGCGUAAAAAAAUUGGCUCAGGAAGCGAACUGUAAGUUUCCGGUUUUAAUAUUGUACAAAUAUGCAGUGUUGUCUGAAUAUGCUGUACGCGCGUUGCCCUUGACAUGCUUAUUUUGUAUUUUCAGUUGGUUUGUUGGUGAUCUGAUGAAACAUGCCAUUAAAGAGGUAAUUCCCUGCAUCUUCUAAACAGCAUGUCAAACAUGUCCGUACUGAAUCUGGGGUAAUAAUUAACACCCCCCGUAUUUGUUUCUGUGUAUUUUCUGGGGGCGAUUGCAUAAAAACUCAAAUGCAUAAAUUAAACUUCUCGCUAUAAGGCUUACAUUUAUUGGUUGUUAAACUAUUGUUGUGUCCCUGCCUUUCUUUGUGUUAUUUUUUAUGUGUUCAUGUGUUUGCAUUAUUGGCGAAGUUAAUUAAAUCAAUAAAUAAAUAAGUAUACAAACAACUCCAAACGCUUCGCGAAACCUUUUAAAAUGCCUAUAAAGCUAAACUGCCUUAUUUGGAUAAACUUCUUGAGUUAAAAAUGAAAUGUUUUCAAAUUAUCCAAUUCUCGCAUGAAAAUAACUUUAAUCUCCUGUUUAUUUAAUUACUUUUAAUAAUCCAGAAUAACAAAAACGGGUACUAUUUAAAACAAGCUUGCCUUAGGUUUUCCCAUUUUCAGCAAUCUUUUGCCCCUGAUUUUUUGUUACGAAGCAUUAUUAACAAAUAAACUGUUUGACUACUCGUCUGAUUAACGAUAUUUCGGGUUUCAUGAUGUAUUUUUCCAGUGGCGAAUCUACCCACAGCAGCAGCUCACGCAAUGCAAUAUUUUAAUUAAUUCUACGAGAUGUUUGCACGUUAAAUAUUAACUUUUUGUAUAUAUUUCUAGGGAACAAACGUUGUGGCUUUGUAUAGUUUUAGAGCAAUAGAAAGUGCUAGUGACAAACUCAGUUUUGAGAAGGUGCGUGCUAUUUGCAUUUAUUAUGCUGUCUGUAUAUGUUUGUGUUGUAUUAUUAAAUAUGUAUACAGUAGUUUAUUUAAAUUAUGAUAUAAGGUUGUGGAAGCUGUAAUCUUCAUAUUGAUAAAUUAUGUUUGCUACUUCACUGCGUGAUGUGAUGUGAUGUGAUGAUGAUGGUUCAUGCCAAUUGAUGACUUUAGCAAAUAUAUAAUAAACUCGAUGUCUUCCAUCAACGCGAAACUGGAAAAUGAAAUGCAAAUGAUUUGUCUUAUGUUAAGAUUGCCUCGGAUUUAAUUCUUUUCGUGAGAAUACGACGUAUAUACAGGGUGUAUAAAAAAAAGGUAAUCGAACGUCAGUGCGCUAUUGUAUCUGAAUUACUAUGCAUAUGAACGAGAAUUUUUCACAUUCGGAAAGAUCAUGCUUUUAGCUGUUGAAUGAUAUCUUCUUCAUGCCUAAUGGAUAAAAAAUGUGCAUAUACGAAUCCGAUAAAAAAUGUUAGUCAGAAUCGCAUAUUUUCACCGUUGUGAGUUGGGUCUAAAACCAUUGAAAAUGAAUCCCCUUUAGGACUUAAGUUGAUGAAUUUCAUUUCAUUAAACUGCACACAUAUUCAUAAGUAUGAAUAAAUCUUAGCUAAGCUACGUCACGUUCGUGAUUAAUUGCUUUUUCUUUUGUUAUGCAUUGUUUUAAUUAGGCACAGAGGUGAAAAUAUGCGAUUUUGACUAACAGUUCUGUCAAUGUCUGCUUCUGACAGCAAAAUGUUCAUUAAUACCAGUGGAAAUGGGGCGCAUUUCAUGUUUUUUGCUGCUUCCAGAAGUGGGAUGACUCGAAUUUUCAUGUCUGAAACAGUGUGAUUGCUACUAAAUUUUUUACGUUAUUUAUUUUCAUUUUGUGCUUAAAUUUCUGCACUCAUGUGAGCGUGCGGGAUGCACACGAACUCGUAUUCGUGCCAAUUGUUUUAAGGCCGGUUUCCAUUACAAUCGCUUUGCCCGCACGGGCGGAGCGGGCUUUGAAAGUCUGCUCACGCGGGCGUGAUGGGCGUCAAAAACAAUGAACGCUUCGCCCGCGCGGGUAAAGCGGACGUUAAUGGAAACGGCCUUUACAUGAUUGCCGUGCAUGAGUCCAUAUACUAUAGUCCGUGUGUUGUGACCCGAUAUCGUUCUUUUUCAUUAACCAUGUCUUAGAUCUGAAAUAUUUUUAUGGGAACUAACACUUACAGUACAAGCACGCUGAGUUGAAAUCCGAAAAGAUCCCGGUCCGUAACCCGCAGUUUUCUCACAAAAUGCUGUUUUAUCUUCAAUAAUUUCACGACAAAUUUUUCAUUGUUCAACGACACGGAUCGAUGGCGAUACACGAUUAUUUCACUCAAAAGGACCAAUUUUUAUUAACCAGUCUUCCUUUUAACAAAAGACCGGUUUCGCUAGAAUCAUUUUGAGUUAUGUAAUCGUAUGCGUGUUGGACGUAAACGGCAUAUCUUAUCUUCAACUUUGAGAAGGUACAGAUAACGCUUUCCAAAAUCCUCAAUUCUAGAGAUAUCUUUAUAAAAUGACAAGGACAUUAAUGCGAAGUCUUUUGGCUAUGUCACUAGCCUGAAAAAUAACUCUUUUACCGCGAUCAAGGUGUUUAAAACAAAAGUAACGCGAAGCCAAUGUAACAGCAAAGACAACGCUAAGAUGAAAUAUUGUCGAUUGGUUGCUGGUAGAUCACUUACGACAGGAUCAAUCUUAUAUAGCUUUAAACUAUAAGAAUAAAUGUUCACAUGAAAGAGAAAGGUCAGUCCCAAAGUACAAAAUAUGCUCUGUAAACUUACGACGAAUUGGAUAAAUGUGUUCAUGAGCUGUUUAAAAUAUUCGGUGAUUUGAACGUAUAUCGAAGCCCUCUUUCCAAUAAUAUUCGCUUAUCGCACAGCGUAACACCAACUGAUGUAUAAGAGUUCAAAAGCAAUGAUAAGUUAUCUCUUGAAUUACGUCUUGGAAACUGUGUUGGAAAUUUAAAUGCUGAUCCAUUACAUACCGUUUCACAUCGUUGUAUAAAACAUUUGUAUCGCAUGUAAGGAAUUAUUUCUCAGCCCAGAGACAUAGCCCAAAUAUUUAACAUUAACGUCCUUGUGAUUUUAUAGAAUCUAAGGAUUUUAGAAAGAAUUAUCUGUACCUUCUCAAAGUUGUAGACCCGAUAUGUUGUUUUACGUUCAAGACGCAUAGGAUUGCAUGCAUAACUCAGAAUGAUUCGAGCAAAACCGGCCUUUUGUUAAAGGAAGACAGGUUAAUAGAAAUUGGUCGUUUUCAGUGAUAUAAUCGUGUAUCGUCAUCUAUCCGUGUCGUUGAACAAUGAAAAAAUUUGCUGUUAAAGUAGUGAAGAUAAAAUAGCAGUUUGUGGGAAAACUGCGGGUCUACGGAGCGGGAACUUUUCGGAUUUGAACUCAGCGUGCUUGAAAGUGUUAGUUCCGCAAGAAUGUCCCAGACCAAAGACAUCCUUAAUGAAAAUCUUUUCUAGGCAACUUUCGAGGUCACAACACACGGACUACUAUAGGAAGUUACUCAGGUUAGUCAAUUCGCCUUUUCAGUAACUUGAGUCACGAAAACAUCUGAACAAAUUUCGAUCAAAUUAUAUGGUUUAGUUGGAACUUUUUCGGGUCGAUUUUUAGCGUAAUUCAUAGUUUGCUUUUGAUUAUCCUUGUUUACCAGGGAGACGAAUUUACAAUUCUUGGACAUGCAGAGGAAGGCUGGUAUCUUGCAAAGGACAAAGAUGGGUAAGCAUAGAAAUUGUUUCUCUCAUCAUCGCAAGACAAGUGUUAAGUUUAACUUCUUGCUCAGAGUCGCAUUUUACGAACUGGUAUAUUUGUAUUAAUAUCUGUAGUAAUUACACCGUAUGUGUAUUUCAAACGACCUGUUCGCACCUAGAAAUUCAAAUAUUCAGUUAUAAAAUUAAUUCAGUAUAAUUACGCACUGCGUAAACAUAUGAAACAAAAUAUAAACUGCGUAAACUUAUACUUAUUAUAAAAACAAAAGUGAUCAUUGUUUUAGUCGACCAAUCAUGAAAGAUGUUUAUAGUUUAAUUGGUGGCAAUCCUUGUGAACCCGGUGACCUCUGA
Messenger RNA from Paramuricea clavata, 4608 nucleotides. The record is from the annotation of a GenBank genome assembly. Lineage: Eukaryota; Metazoa; Cnidaria; Anthozoa; Malacalcyonacea; Plexauridae.